UUCAGUAGCGCUCAGAGCGCUCCAGUUGGUAGAUCKGAAAAGGGGAGGGAGCAGUUAGUACAAAGUCUAUGUAGGAAAUAAACAUAAGCUACUCCUCUCCGAAGGCAACUGACAACAGAGGUCCCUGGAAUAUCGCCUUUGGAGAUAUUCCGGUCACCGUCGGCGGCCUCGCCGGAACCGUGGUGGCAGUUUACCGGCUGUUCCUGCUCCCAAAGCGGCGUGCCGAGGAAGGACUCGACUCUUUGAAUAGACAAGAUGCACGGACCGCCCUCCGGCGACAGCGCAUGCCCAUUGCGCACGAUCAAGAGAGUUCAGUUCGGCAUCAUCAGUCCAGAUGAACUUAAACGAAUGUCAGUGACUGAGGGGGGAAUCAAGUACCCCGAAACCACAGAAGGAGGACGUCCCAAACUUGGUGGCCUUAUGGAUCCRAGGCAAGGGGUCAUAGAACGCAGCGGGAGGUGUCAAACCUGUGCAGGCAACAUGACAGAAUGCCCAGGUCACUUUGGGCACAUAGAGCUGGCCAAACCAGUUUUCCACGUCGGUUUUAUAACAAAGAUAAUGAAGAUCCUCCGAUGUGUCUGCUUCUUCUGCUCCAAAUUGUUGGUGGACGCCAACAACCCCAAGAUCAAGGAAAUCCUUGUGAAAUCUAAAGGACAGCCCAGGAAGCGUUUAACCCACGUUUAUGAGCUGUGCAAGGGUAAAAACAUUUGUGAAGGAGGCGAGGAAAUGGACAACAAGUUUGGAAUGGAGCCACAGGAGACGGAGGAGGACAUCACCAAGGAGAAGGGCCACGGUGGCUGCGGGCGCUACCAGCCCCGCAUCAGACGCUCGGGCUUGGAGCUGUACGCCGAGUGGAAGCACGUCAACGARGACUCGCAGGAGAAGAAGAUCCUGCUGAGUCCGGAGCGCGUGCACGAGAUCUUCAAGCGCAUCUCGGACGAGGAGGACAUCAUCUUGGGCAUGGAUCCCAAGUUCGCCCGACCGGAAUGGAUGAUYGUCACCGUGUUGCCUGUGCCUCCGCUGGCUGUGAGGCCUGCCGUGGUCAUGCAAGGAUCCGCUCGCAACCAGGACGACUUGACGCACAAGUUGGCGGACAUCGUCAAGAUCAACAACCAGCUGCGAAGAAACGAGCAGAGCGGCGCGGCUGCUCAUGUGAUCGCCGAGGAUGUGAAGCUGCUUCAGUUUCACGUGGCCACUAUGGUCGACAACGAGCUGCCAGGCCUGCCCAGGGCAAUGCAAAAGUCUGGCCGCCCUCUCAAAUCCAUAAAGCAGCGUCUAAAGGGUAAGGAGGGAAGAGUGAGGGGUAACCUGAUGGGCAAACGUGUGGACUUCUCAGCUCGAACCGUCAUCACCCCGGACCCUAACCUGCAGAUCGACCAAGUGGGCGUGCCGCGAUCCAUCGCAGCGAACAUGACGUUCCCAGAGAUCGUUACUCCCUUUAAUAUYGACAGAUUGCAAGAGCUGGUACGAAGAGGCAACAGCCAGUAUCCUGGAGCAAAAUACAUCAUCCGCGACAACGGAGACAGAAUUGACCUGCGGUUCCACCCGAAACCAAGUGACCUUCAUCUGCAGAUCGGCUACAAGGUGGAAAGACACAUGUGCGAUGGUGACAUCGUCAUCUUCAAUCGACAGCCUACACUACAUAAAAUGUCCAUGAUGGGCCACAGGGUUCGGAUUCUGCCGUGGUCCACGUUCCGACUCAACCUCAGUGUCACCACACCCUACAACGCUGACUUUGAYGGCGACGAGAUGAACCUCCACCUGCCUCAGUCUCUGGAGACAAAGGCRGAGAUUCAAGAGCUGGCCAUGGUGCCGCGUAUGAUCGUCACGCCGCAGUCCAACAGGCCCGUCAUGGGUAUUGUGCAGGACACCCUCACGGCUGUUCGCAAAUUCACCAAACGAGACGUCUUCUUAGAGAGGGGCGAAGUGAUGAACCUCCUCAUGUUCCUUUCCACCUGGGAUGGGAAAAUGCCUCAGCCCGCCAUCCUCAAGCCCCGCCCCUUGUGGACAGGCAAGCAGGUCUUCAGCCUCAUCAUCCCCGGUCACAUUAAUGUGAUCCGCACACACAGCACGCACCCCGACGAYGAGGACAGUGGGCCUUACAAACACAUUUCACCCGGCGACACCAAGGUGAUAGUGGAGAACGGAGAGCUGAUUAUGGGCAUCCUGUGUAAGAAGUCUCUGGGAACCUCCGCCGGUUCCCUCGUCCACAUCUCCUACCUGGAGAUGGGUCACGACAUCACCAGACUCUUCUACUCCAACAUUCAGACGGUGGUCAACAACUGGCUGCUCAUCGAGGGUCAUUCAAUCGGUAUUGGUGACUCCAUUGCUGAUGCCAAGACAUACCUGGACAUCCAGAAUACCAUCAAGAAAGCCAAACAGGAUGUGAUAGAAGUCAUCGAGAAAGCUCACAACAACGAGCUGGAACCGACGCCCGGUAAUACGUUGAGGCAGACCUUUGAGAACCAGGUGAAUCGUAUCCUCAACGACGCUCGUGACAAAACGGGGUCCUCGGCCCAGAAGUCUCUGUCCGAGUACAACAACUUCAAGUCCAUGGUGGUGGCCGGCUCCAAGGGCUCAAAGAUCAACAUCUCACAGGUUAUUGCCGUGGUGGGGCAGCAGAACGUGGAAGGUAAGCGAAUCCCGUUUGGCUUCAAGCACCGGACUCUGCCUCACUUCAUUAAAGACGACUACGGUCCUGAGAGCAGAGGCUUUGUGGAGAACUCCUACCUGGCCGGAUUAACGCCGACAGAGUUCUUCUUCCACGCCAUGGGUGGCAGAGAGGGUCUGAUCGAUACGGCCGUCAAAACAGCUGAGACAGGAUACAUCCAGCGUCGUCUGAUCAAGUCUAUGGAGUCUGUGAUGGUGAAGUACGACGCCACGGUGCGGAACUCCAUCAACCAGGUAGUGCAGCUGCGCUACGGCGAGGACGGCCUGGCGGGAGAGAACGUCGAGUUCCAAAACGUGGCGACACUGAAGCCCUCGCACAAGGCCUUCGAAAAGAAGUUCAAGUUCGACUGCACCAACGAGCGAGCGCUGAGGCGAAUCCUGCAGGAGGACGUGGUGAAAGACGUGCAGACCAACGCACACGUGCAGAGCGUCCUGGAGAGGGAGUUUGAGAAGAUGAAGGAGGACAGGGAGAUUCUGCGAGCUAUUUUCCCUACCGGCGACAGCAAGGUGGUGCUGCCAUGCAACCUGGCCAGAAUGAUCUGGAACGCUCAGAAGAUUUUCCGAAUCAACCCUCGAACCCCAACAGAUCUGAAUCCUCUGAGAGUGGUUGAGGGCGUUCAGGAGCUGAGUAAGAAGCUGAUCAUUGUGAACGGCGAYGACCCCCUGAGCAGACAGGCCCAGGAGAACGCCACGCUGCUCUUCAACAUCCACCUGCGCUCCACGCUCUGCUCCAAACGCAUGACAGAGGAGUUCCGCCUUUCCACCGAGGCUUUUGAGUGGCUGCUGGGCGAGAUCGAGACCAAGUUCAACCAGUCCAUCGCUCAUCCGGGUGAAAUGGUCGGUGCUCUGGCUGCUCAGUCACUGGGAGAGCCGGCCACACAGAUGACACUGAACACUUUCCACUACGCCGGUGUGUCGGCCAAGAACGUAACUCUGGGUGUGCCUCGUCUGAAGGAGUUGAUCAACAUCUCAAAGAGGCCCAAGACGCCCUCGCUGGCGGUUUUCCUGCUGGGUCAGGCAGCGCGUGACGCUGAGCGGGCCAAGGACAUCCUGUGUCGCCUGGAGCACACCACGCUCCGGAAAGUGACUGCCAACACCGCCAUCUACUACGACCCAAACCCUCAGAACACAGUGGUGGCUGAGGACCAGGAGUGGGUGAACGUCUACUACGAGAUGCCAGACUUCGACGUGACGCGCAUUUCACCGUGGCUGCUGCGCAUYGAGCUCGACCGCAAGCACAUGACCGACCGCAAGCUGACCAUGGAGCAGAUCGCAGAGAAGAUCAACGCAGGUUUUGGAGAUGAUCUGAACUGCAUCUUCAAUGACGACAAUGCUGAAAAGCUUGUGCUGCGAAUCCGAAUCAUGAACAACGACGAGAAYAAGUUCCAAGAGGACGAGGAGGUGGUGGACAAAAUGGACGACGACGUGUUCCUGAGGUGCAUCGAGUCCAACAUGCUGACGGACAUGACUCUGCAGGGCAUCGAGCAGAUCAGCAAGGUGUACAUGCACUUACCUCAGACUGACAACAAGAAGAAGAUCAUCAUCACSGAUGACGGAGAGUUCAAGGCCCUGCAGGAGUGGAUCCUGGAGACGGACGGCGUGAGCCUCAUGAGGGUUCUCAGUGAGAAGGAUGUGGAUCCUGUCAGAACCACCUCCAACGACAUUGUGGAAAUCUUCACGGUUUUGGGGAUUGAAGCAGUACGAAAGGCGCUGGAGAGGGAGUUGUUCCACGUCAUCUCCUUCGACGGCUCCUACGUCAACUACCGUCACCUGGCUCUGCUUUGCGACACCAUGACCUGCCGCGGUCAUCUGAUGGCCAUCACCCGUCACGGCAUCAACCGUCAAGACACAGGACCGCUCAUGAAGUGUUCCUUUGAAGAGACGGUGGACGUGUUGAUGGAGGCAUCGUCCCACGGAGAGUGCGACCCCAUGAAAGGCGUGUCGGAGAACAUCAUGCUCGGCCAGCUGGCCCCUGCAGGAACGGGCUGCUUCGACCUGUUGCUGGACGCCGAGAAGUGCAAAUACGGCAUGGAGAUCCCGACAAACAUACCYGGCAUCAGCGUGGCUGGACCCACUGGAAUGUUCUUCGGCUCGGUACCGAGCCCCAUGAGCGGUAUGUCUCCUGCCAUGACGCCGUGGAACACAGGGGCCACCCCAGCCUACGGUGCCUGGUCCCCCAGUGUUGGAAGCGGCAUGACCCCCGGAGCGGCAGGCUUCUCUCCCAGCGCGGCUUCAGAUGCAAGUGGCUUCUCUCCAGGUUACUCCCCGGCCUGGUCGCCCACGCCGGGAUCUCCAGGGUCUCCAGGACCUGCCAGUCCAUACAUACCCUCACCAGGCGGAGCCAUGUCACCCAACUACUCCCCCACCUCCCCYGCCUACGAGCCCCGUUCCCCCGGCGGCUACACCCCGCAGAGCCCCGGCUACUCCCCGACGUCGCCCUCCUACUCCCCCACCUCUCCCUCCUACUCUCCCACCAGCCCCAACUACAGCCCCACGUCCCCCUCGUACUCCCCCACUUCGCCCAGUUACUCCCCGACAUCUCCGUCCUACUCCCCCACGUCUCCCUCCUAYUCCCCGACGUCUCCGUCGUACUCCCCCACCUCCCCCUCCUACUCCCCCACAUCUCCGUCGUACUCCCCCACCUCGCCCAGCUACAGCCCGGCGUCACCAAGCUACUCCCCGACGUCCCCCAGCUACUCCCCGACGUCCCCUUCGUACUCGCCGACAUCGCCCUCCUAUUCGCCGACCUCCCCCAACUACACCCCGACCAGCCCCAACUACUCCCCCACUUCGCCGUCGUACUCSCCCACCUCGCCGUCGUACUCGCCCUCCAGUCCCCGCUACACCCCGCAGUCGCCGACCUACACGCCCAGCUCGCCGUCGUACAGCCCCAGCUCCCCCUCGUACUCCCCGACCUCGCCCAAAUACACGCCCACCUCCCCCUCCUACAGCCCCAGCUCCCCGGAGUACACCCCCACCUCGCCCAAGUACUCCCCCACCUCGCCCAAGUACUCUCCGACGUCGCCCAAGUACUCCCCCACCUCUCCCACCUACUCCCCGACGACCCCAAAAUACAGCCCCACCUCGCCCACCUACUCCCCCACCUCGCCCACCUACACCCCCACCAGCCCCAAGUACUCGCCCACCUCCCCCACAUACUCCCCGACUUCGCCUAAGUACUCACCCACGUCUCCGACGUACUCGCCGACCAGUCCCAAAGGCUCCACCUACAGCCCCACCUCCCCUGGCUACAGCCCCACCUCCCCCACCUACAGCCCGGCCAUCAGCCCUGACGACAGUGACGAGGAGAACAACUGAUGAGGUGGUGAGGAGGAGAGGCAGCUGAGAGAGCGCCACCUCAUGGUCAACAACUGGACGGCAUCUUGAACUCGCUGGAGGUGGCGAUGCCUUUAAACCACAGGYGGAGGUUCCCCUCCCCACUUUACCCCAAAUCCCACCCUUUGAAAUCUACAAAACUGUUCUGUAAAGAAAAAAAAACUUGAACUGCUUUGCCUGAUGGGGGGGAAAGUUGCCUUUUUGAAAUAGUUUCUUUCUUUUUUUUAAAUGUAAGGCGGAAUAUUCCUGAGAGGAAACARAGAGAGGGAGCUUCAAAUAUAUAUUUCAGGAGGUGAAGAAAAGAAAAGUCUGCCGUAACCUUUUUAGUGUUUCUGCUUCCAGGUUCUGUUUCUGUAAAUGUCGGGAUGAUUGUAUUCAUCACUAAAACAGGCAGUAAAAAGACGCAACAGUAAAGUAAAGCUUUAGGCUUUACUCGGUGAUAUUUCAGCUGUUUUCUUCAACAUUUUGGAUGCUUUUGGGGGACUUUUUAUUUGUGUGCGUAAAACUGAUUUCAGUUCAUGUUGUCUUAAAGAAAAAGCUUUGCAUCAUCUGCGAAAGUGCACAGAUUUAAGAAACGUUACAAGAACGUUAUGUACCCUUCACCUCCCCCCCUCCCCCCCUCCUCCUUCAACACCUGAAAGAUGUCAGAAAAAACUCAAACCAGCAUCCUGUCCUGUCAUUUUAGAGACUUCUACAUCGAAAGAAGAAUCAGAUUUCUAAUAAGAAAUGGGGAUUUAUUUCUGUUGUUUUUUUAUGAUUUUUGUGAAGUCAUGUUGGAUGAAGGACACCAGUUCAGUUGUGCUGCUUUUGUUUAGCUUUUUCCUCAUGAAGUGGCACAUGUUGAURCAUUUUAAUCAUCCCUCCUGUGUUUAGCUCAUUUUUCUUUGUCAAUUUUGAUAGCUGAAGUGUGCAAAUCUUUAUUUGAACUGUUCAGUUUAUUCAAAGAAGUUAUCCUGUUGAGUAUAAAUAGAGAAAAAAAAUUGUGAUUUUAUUUUGAUGUUUUCAUUUCUUCUCUUGUUUGCUCCGGGUGACUCCAUAGUCCCUGUUUUCAGGAGGCUCGUGUGCGGACGAGGAGGACAGCUUGUUUUUAUUUUUACCUUCCAUCUUAGAGCUUUUUGUCUUGACGGAAAAUUCUGUUCUCUUCGAGACGUCACCAAGUAUUCAGUUCAUGAGAGGGGAAAGUGAAGCAUUUUAACCUUUUUUUCCCCUCUGAGCAAAUUGGCCUUUUUAAUAACAAAACACUACAUUAGUGUGAUCUUUUUCAGCUUAAUAAACCCUCCAUAUGAUGAGUUUUGUUUUCAUCGCUAACUUCGUUCAGUUUGCUGCCUUGUCCUCCUCAUCCACACGUGAGCCUCAUUUCUAAAAAUCAGUGUUUCCUGGUUGUAUUUCCCCCUGUCUGUUCCUGUGAUGAUGGAGGUGAUUCAAUAUCAGCUCAGAUCGGGAGUCCUGCAGUGAAAACUGCUUUUUAGUUCACAUCGGACUGAAUCGACACAAAGCAGGUUUAGUAAUUGCACUUAAUGCGGUGGACUUGAUGGAUUUUUUUUGUCCACUGUUUUUGCAUCCAGCUGCUGUGUUUUAACUGUUCAGUCAGUUCAAAUCAAACAGGACUCCCAGGGUGUUUGUGUGAGCGCGCAUGUGUGUAUGAGAGAGUCUGAGGCGACGCAGGGUUUCAAGCUGAGGAAAAACUUCAGUCGUUUAGUUUAAGGAAGAUUUAACUUAAAAGUUGCCACUGUAAAAUAAUCCAGUCAUUAUCUCAUUCUAUGUAAUCUGUUAUGUUUGUUUUUUUGACUUGGGGAAAAAAUGAAUAAAAAUUUUACUAUGUG
This is a messenger RNA of Austrofundulus limnaeus, 7829 nucleotides long. It is a transcript of the gene polr2a, whose product is annotated as RNA polymerase II subunit A. Bases 256 to 5988 code for a protein of 1910 amino acids. Gene Ontology annotation, biological process: transcription by RNA polymerase II. NCBI's taxonomy places the organism in Eukaryota, Metazoa, Chordata, Actinopteri, Cyprinodontiformes, Rivulidae. The transcript has 29 exons. Gene Ontology annotation, molecular function: DNA binding. The record is from RefSeq and is a predicted model, not a curated record. Gene Ontology annotation, cellular component: RNA polymerase II, core complex.